AUGAUACCGAUUCCCGAGGACGAAGCUGCAAAUCCAGACAACGACAGUCAGGAUCUUACUCCUGUGGACGAUAUUGCUGAUAUCGUGGAGACAUUUCGGAAGCUGCUAGGACCAAAGCUUAACUCACGCCCAGUACGUCACGGUCGAAUAUCACAAUUCCCCUCUGUUGGAUUUGAGCAAUCUUGGCGGAACAGGGUCUUCGGCAAGAGGACAUUGAAAAGCUCCGAGUCCACCUCCGAAGGGCCGUAUCUGACGCUCGUGGCUAAUCCGGGGCGGUUGGACGAGGAGCGUGUUAUUGGCGAAAACCAGCUAUGGUCCCACGAAACGUUCUAUAGGCAUUUGUGUCUCUUACAGUCCUCUGUCACCCAGACUGAAGCCAGUGCUCGGAUGUUCAUCGAUGCCUUUUGUUACCGCAAGCGAGUUGUUCUUAGCCUCGAGGUACCUAUCAACGCUACCGCUAGAAAAGAAGAAGCUGCCUUAGAAGGUUUCGUUGACUAUGCCAUUCUGUUUGCUGGGGACAGUCGUGCUACUUCUUUCAUUCGCGAGCCGCUUCUGUCAAAAAUCCGGCUGCACUCUGAUUUUGUUAUCUUCGUCACGGAAGCAAAAGCCGUCGAUGUAUCACUCUACCACCAACUCCCUCAGGCGCUGGGAGAAAUGUACGCCUGUUCUGCAGCCGUCAACCCUAACCAAUGGGCAUGGUUGUUCCUGAUUCUGAAAGUCCUUCCUGAUGGUCAAGGUGGAGAGUACAAUGUUUCUGAGGAAAUCUCGAUCAUGACAGCCGGUGCCAAUUUCGCUCUCGAAGUCAAUUCAAAUCCGUGCGCGCAGAUUUCUGUCAUCAUUGCUAGCUGGAUCGAAAAUAGUUUUAAGGACCUGGACAGCAGUGAUUGGUACAGGGCCAAAGUUUAG
This is a messenger RNA of Pleurotus ostreatus (oyster mushroom), 906 nucleotides long. RefSeq lists its product as uncharacterized. The coding region runs from base 1 to 906 and encodes 301 amino acids. NCBI's taxonomy places the organism in Eukaryota, Fungi, Basidiomycota, Agaricomycetes, Agaricales, Pleurotaceae. The record is from RefSeq and is a predicted model, not a curated record. The transcript is spliced from 7 exons.